UUUUGCAAAAUGGCGGACGAAAGCGACGAAAUAGGAAAGUCAAAUCGGUCUAAGCAAGCUCAUGGAAAAGACAUUGAUAGCGAAAAGAAACUUGUUGCUUCAACGAAGAAAGGCGAUUACAAUGAAGUUGAAUCACUUCUGAAUCUUGGUGUUUCUGUUGACGCAACGGAAUACAAUCGGCAGUUGUUCUAUCAAAGCGAAAAUUACAUGACACCACUUCAUUUGUCAGUAGUUCAUGGCUUUACAGACAUAGCUAAACUUCUCAUAUCACGAGGAGCGGAUGUAAAUGAAAGUGAUCGCUUUGACGUAUCCCCAUUGCACACUGCUGCAGAGCUGGGCAACACAGACUGUCUGGUUUUGUUGUUAGAAGGCGGGGCAGAUUGCAACAUCAGCACUAAAUACUCAAAACAUGGAUCUUACACAGCUGUGCCCCACCCAGGUGGCACAACGCCUCUGCACCUCAGCGCCAGCAACAACCAUGUGGAUUGUCUGCGCCAUCUCAUCUGGCACGGUGCAGACUACAACGCGGUGGACGACCGAGGCUGCACCAGUCUCUACCUCGCAGCGGAGAAGGGUCUUAGCGAGUGCAUCCAUGUGCAUCUUGAUAAUGCACUGUGGAAGGAUAUUCUGUCAUUACCGGAGAAGUAUAAAGGAGACACCCCACUGCACCAGUGUGUUAAGCAAAACAUGCUGGACUGUGUUGUUAAGUUGCUGAGGAGGGGCUCUGACGUGAAUCAUCGCAACUGUGCAGGGUACUCUCCCUUACAUCUGGCCGUUAUGACCGGGGAGAACUACAACAUUGAAAUCGUGAAGGCCCUGUUGACAUAUGGGUACAAUACUGACGUGAAUCUUCUUGAUAACAAUUUUUACUCGCCCCUCCACUAUGCCUGCUUCAAUGAUGCCAUGUCGCAGGCCAGGCGCCCAGAACUUGCCGCCCUCCUUUUAGCCUACGGCGCUGACUUCAACAUCAAGAACAAACGCGGCGACAAAGUACUCAUCAGUGAACUGGAGGGCAGACACAGAGACUGUACCAUACUGAGUGCUAUAGCACGGUGCACAGUGUAUCUUCCAACUUUUGAGGCUCUUGGUUUGAAUAUCGUGAACCCUACGCCAUUUCUGAUGCAAGGGGCUGGGUAUCAGGGUGGUGUGGGCUUUGGAAUUGGUGCUAAUGUACCGCAUGAGGAUUUUCAGGACUUGAGACAGCAGCAUGUGGUUUUAGCCAGACAAUGGUCUGAGAACCAACAGGCUAAGAUAAGUUGGUAUCGGGACAUGGUUCGUGGUCCAAGAAUGCUUCAGCAUUAUUGUCGGUGUGUAAUUAGGGCUAAAAUGGGUCCACGAAGACUUAUGAAUAUUCCUCAGUUGCCCCUCCCUACCACAAUGAAGGAAUACCUUUUAUUACAAAACGGUUGAUGGGGUUUUAUUUAGAAUACAUAGUGGUUUUUGUGUGGAAAAACGUGGUUCUAGUCCUGGUAAUUAGAGCAAGAUAGUGCUUCUUGUGGAUGAACUCGAUCCAACUGAAGAGUGCUGAAUGGGGAUUUGGCUCCAGAUCUAUUGUCGCAUUUUAGCCAUUCUAGUACCUAUCAGCAUUAUAAUAGUACAAUGGAUUCUAAUAUUUAGCAACUACCGAGCGGUUAUGAAAAUUAGCAGAUAAAUGGUAUAUAGCUAUCAACUCCAAAUUCUUACAUUAUAACUUGAGACCCAGAAAAUGUGCAAAACUGGGUAUAUGGAACUAAUCAGGGUGCGUUACCAGUUAUUUUCAGGGCUAAAAUUUGGCUUGAUUCCUAAUAGUAAAGAUAGUAAAUAUUAUUUUCCCAAAUCAACAACAAAAAUAUCUCUGAAAAAAGUAUGACCCAAAAUAAUAAUUUGGAAAUAUAACAUUUUUGUUAAUUUUAGUUCAAGAAAUGUUUAAAUGCUGUAGGAACAUUACCUGAGAUUAUUUUUAAUAAUGACAUGUACUGAAAGCAACUAGGUAUUCAUUAUUAUUCAACGCCAAAAGCAAGGGGAUAUAGUUUGGGCGUUGUCUGUCUGUCACAAACUUUUUAGUUACGGUGGCGGAUAUCAAUUCAACAAAUUUGCUAUUUCUUAGUAAAUUACAAAUAUGUUUGUAUCCCUCCAUCAAGUUAUUCUGCUGUUCAAUUUCGCCAUGGAAGGGCCCCAACCUCAUUCCCCCAGGAGUGAAAAUAUAUCCUGCCAAGAAUCUCAGCAGGUCUGGUUCAAAAUCUCUGUGCAGACCAUAAAUUGUGUUAAUUUUAAUCACUGUACUUUAUAUAGUACAUUUUUCGCAUUUGUUUACUAAUUCUUAAGAGUUAUGUGUCUUUUCUUAUGACCAAUUGUUUAAACAAAUGUCAGGUAAAGCCUCUAUUUAAGUAACUUUGCAUUUAGGAAAAUUUUAAACCAAAGUAUGAAUGAUGUGUCAUACAUGCACACAUGAAUUUGUGUGCAAUACAUAUUAAACCCUGAAUAAUUUUUUAACUUACAUUAAUUAGCAAAUUUAACGGUCUGGGUUACACUUUGUCGAUUUUCAAACAUAGUAAAAAUAGUGGGUGGUUAUAAAAAAUUUAGUUGUAUUCUUAUUUGCAUUAAGUAUUUAAUUGUACGUUGGAUGAAAGAGUGUCAUCUAUCGAAUAAGAAUGUCACUGAGUAGUGAUUGUUUAGCUCUCAUGAGCAAAAAGUGCUGAUGUUUAGCUGAUGUUGUUCAGUCUUUGUGGGACGCAGCGUGUUGUGCGUCAUGAGGUUGCAACUUUUAUCGUGCUACAGCUCUAGAGGCCACAUUGUUCCAAAUCUUUGUGAAACUUUGUGAGAAUGUUGAUCUUUGCAAUAUUUAGGCCAAGUUUUAAUGUUUAUUUCCAAAAACUAAGUCACCAUUUUAAUCUUAGAAAAACCUUGUUGCCACUGUAGAAGCCAAAUGUAUAACACAAUAAUGAUUACCUUGACAAUAUCUAAUCCAAUUUUGAAUGUAGGUCAGGUGACUCCACAAUCUAAAUCAUCAGGGCAAACCUUGACAAAACAUCUUUCCACUGUUGAACUAACAUUAAUGACUCAAUCUUGAUUAAACUUGGUGAGAAUGUUGAAAUUGUUACCACUCUAGAGGCCACACUUAUCACUCAGUCUGGAUGAAACUUGAUCAGAAUGGUAAUCAUGGCUUUUAUGUUAGUUUGAAUUUUGUUCACGUGCAUUCAAAAACCAGGUCAAAUCAUUGAAAACCACAUAACAAUAAUAGAAGCACCACAUUGUACUCAAUCUUAAUAGAACAUUAUUAAAAAAAUACACAUGAAAAUGUCACGGCCAAGUGUGGUAAAAAAGCUAUUACACUAGAAUCUUCAAUCUUAGGUGUUACUUUAACUCGGGCGAUCACUACAUAGUAAUCAUGGACCUCAUGGAAUCAUGUUUACACACCACUUCACGAAAGGAAAUCUACACAUGUUGUUGCCUUUACUACGACCUGUUGUUUUGCGUUUACAUACCAACACACAAAAGGAAAUCUACAGAUUGUGUUUCCUGCCCUAAUGAUUUGAAACACAUAUUUUUAUUGCAAUAAUCGGAGAUAAUUACUCCCUAAAUGCAUACAAGUGUGAGCGAGAUAUAAACAUUUGUUCAAAAUGUUACCAGUAUUCAAAGACAAUCUUGUCAGGUUGUUAAGUGCCAUGUUCGUUUUGAAAAUCAUAUUUCUUAUUAGGUCAGUGGGUCCAAUAUGAAUGGUACUGUGCAAUUAGUUGUUAUUAUCUGCCAAGUAUGUUGGAUCGUUCUCAAUUAUCGUUUUUGACAUGGCAUUUAUGAUAUAGCAAUUUCACUUUUACAGGUAGUUACAAACCACUGUUCAUGGCAAAUUUUACGAACAUUUUUUGGUGAUCAAAUCACUUGAAACUGCCAUGCUUACUACUGUUUCAGUAAAGAUUAUGAAGUUUGUUCAUAUAUUUUUGUUUCAUAUUUGACAGAAUAUCUUAACAACUAUUCAAAAGGACUGUUAAAGUGAAAAUAUUCAACUUAUACCAUCACAACAACAUAAUAAUAACUUAAGUUAUCAAUUUAUAUACAUUUAUCAUGAAGUUUUUAUAAUAAAGAGUGAAAAGGAUUAUUUUUAGCUCACCUGAUUGCUCAGGUGAGCUUUUGUGACCAGUCUUUGUCCGUCGUAUGUCCGUCCGUCCGUUAACAUUUGCUAGUAAACACUCUAGAGGCCACAUUUCUUCUCCCAUCUUCAUGAAACUUGGUCAGAAGCUUUGUCCCAAUGAAAUCUCGGCCGAGUUCGAAACUGGGUUGUGCCGGGUUAAAAACUAGGUCACUAGGUAAAAAAAACAAACAACUUUUAAACACUGUAGAAGUCACAUUUCAUGCCCAAUCUUCAUGUAACUUUGUCAAAAUGUCUGUCUUAAUGAUAUCUUGGUUGAGUUCAAAAGUGGUUCCGAUCGGUUGAAAAACAUGGCCGCCAGUGGGCGGGGCAGUGUUCCUUAUUUGGCUAUAGAGAAACCUUGUAAACACUUUAGAAGUCACAAUUUUUGCCCAAUCAUCAUGAAAGUUGGUCAAAACAUUGGUUCAUUUGAUGUCUCGGACGAGUUUGAAAUAGUCCAGAUCGGUGAAAAAACAUGGCCGCCAGUGGGAGGGGCAUUUUUCUCUAUAUGUAUAUAGUGGCAGUUUUCCCUAUUUGGCUAUAGAGAAACCUUGUUAACACUCUAGAAGUCACAAUUUUUGCUCAAUCAUCGUGAAAGUUGGUCAAAACAUUGGUUUUAUUGAUAUCUCGGACGAGUUUGAAAAUGGUCCAGAUGGGUGAAAAUACAUGGUCGCCAGUGGGCGGGGCAUUUUUCUCUAUAUGUAUAUAGUGAAAACAUGUGAACUCAGUAGAAGUCACAUUUUUGGCCCAAUUUUCAUGAAAUUUGCUCAGAAUGUUUAUUUCCUUGAAACGAGAGUUGAGUUCAAAAAUGGUUCCGGUCAGUUGAAUAACAUGGCUGCUGGGAGUGGGGCAGUUUUCUCAUUAUGCCCCCCCUCCCUUUCGAAGAAGAGGGGGUAUAUUGUUUUGCUCAUGUCGGUCCGUCCGUCCACCAGAUGGUUUCAGGAUAAUAACUCAAGAGCGCUUAUGCCAAGGAUCAUGAAACUUCAUAGGUACAUUGAUCAUGAUUCGCAGAUGACUCCUAUUGAUUUUCAGGUCACUAGGUCAAAGGUCAAGGGCAAGAUGACCCGAAAUAGUAAUAUGGUUUCCGGAUGAUAACUCAAGAACACUUAUGCCUAGGAUCAUGAAACUUCAUAGAUACAUUGAACAUGACUCGCAGAUGACCCCUAUUGAUUUUCAGGUCACUAGGUCAAAGGUCAAGGUCAUGGUGACCCAAAGCAGUAAAAUGGUUUCCGGAUGAUAACUCAAGAACGCUUAUGCCUAGGAUCAUGAAACUUCAUAGGUAGAUUAGGUCAUUAAUCAUGACUCACAGAUAACCCCUAUAGAUUUUCAGGUCACUAGGUCAAAGGUCAAGGUCACGAUGACCCGAAAUAGUAAAAUGGUUUCUGGAUAAUAACUCAAGAACGCUUAGGCCUAGGAUCAUGAAACUUCAUAGGUGCAUUGAUCAUAACUCGUAGAUGACCUCUAUUGAUUUUCAGGUCACUAGGUCAAAGGUCAAGGUCACAAUGACCCGAAAUAGUAAAAUGGUUUCUGGAUGAUAACUCAAGAAUGCGUAGGCCUAGAAUCAUGAAACUUCAUAGGUACAUUGAUCAUGACUCGAAGAUGACCCCUUUUGAUUUUCAGGUCACUAGGUCAAAGGUCAAGGUCAUGGUGACCUGAAAUAGUAAAAUGUUUUCCACAUGAUAACUCAAGAACGCUUAUGCCAAGGAUCAUGAAACUUCAUAGGUACAAUAAUCAUGACUCACAGAUGACCCCUAUUGAUUUUCAAGUCACUAGGUCAAAGGUCAAGGUCACGGUGACCUGAAAUAGUAAAAUGGUUUCUGGAUGAUAACUCGAGAACGCUUAUGCCUAGGUUCAUGAAACUUCAUAGGUAUAAUGAUCAUGACUCGCAGAUGACCCCUAUUGAUUAUCAGGUCACUAGGUCAAAUGUCAAGGUCACAGUGCCAAAAAACGUAUUCACACAAUGGCUGUCAAGGUCACAGUGACUCAACUUAGAAAAAUGGUUUCUGGAUGAUAACUCAAGAAUGCUUACACCUAGGAUCAUAAAACUUCAUAGGUACAUUGAUCAAAACUCGCAGAUGAAAUAAUGAUGAAACUUGACCAGGAUGUUUGUCCGGACAAUAUCUAGGUCAAGUUUGACAUUUGGUAAAGAUUGAAUGAACCGACUCCUCUCAGGUGAGCCAACUAGGGCCAUCUUGGCCCUCCCCUUUAUUAACCUGCUAUUUAUUUUAAUAGGAUAGUUAUCUUGGAGUGGUGUAUACAUUUGUUUUAUAAAUUAUCAUUAGUUUUUUCUAUUGUUAAGAAAAAUAAAAUUUGAUGAAAAGGUGCAUUAAAUUGUCAUGUUUAAA
Messenger RNA from Dreissena polymorpha, 6450 nucleotides. Its product is annotated as serine/threonine-protein phosphatase 6 regulatory ankyrin repeat subunit C-like. The record is from RefSeq and is a predicted model, not a curated record. Gene Ontology annotation, molecular function: protein binding. Gene Ontology annotation, biological process: intracellular signal transduction. Bases 10 to 1410 code for a protein of 466 amino acids. Gene Ontology annotation, cellular component: cytoplasm; nucleus. The transcript has 6 exons. NCBI's taxonomy places the organism in Eukaryota, Metazoa, Mollusca, Bivalvia, Myida, Dreissenidae.